UUCGAAACAAAAUGAAUUAAAAUGACUUUAAUUUCCUUAUUUGAUAUAAAUAAUUUUUCAUUUAUUGAUGUAUUAAUAACUUGCUAAUUAAUAAACACAAUGUAAUAAUAUAUUUUUAUAUUUUUAACUAUUGAUUUAUCGUUUGUCAUCAUACCUUUUUGAUGUUUUAGUUGACAGUUGUUUAUCCAGGUGAAAGUGUAAAUGUGUAUGUGUGUAUUCAUAACCAAUAUGGUGUAGACAGGUGUACACAAAACAUCAUUGUGUACGUUUAUAAAUGUCAUAUAUUUUUAUAUGUCAGACUGACAAAUGACAAUCGUCAAUUCGUCAUGUUGUCAUCUACAAUAAAUAAUAACAAAUAAUUAGCAAAAUAAAAGUUCCACGUAUACAUUUAUUUAUAACAAUAAAAUAAAACAAAAAACAACUUUAAAAAUUAUUUUAAAAAAUCAGCUAAAUUUUGUUUAUUCAAUAAAUGUUUAUAAACAAAAUAUUAUUGAAUAAACAAAACAUGUUUUUAUAAAUUAAUUAUUGACUUGUAAAUAUGUCAUUAAUUAUUAAAAAUAAAAUCCUAUCAACAAUAGGAUAACAAUGAAAAAAAAAUGUAAAAAAAAUUCAAGAAAGAGAAUGAAAGAAAAAUUUAAAUCAUUUUGCCAAGGUAAUUCAAACCGAUGAUAGUUCAACCAAAAGUUGAAUAAAGAAAUAAAUAAAAUAAUACAAAUAAGUGAUAAAAUAAUUAUCUGUGUUAUAAAUAAUUAUUAAUAUUAAUAAAUAUAAAAGAAAAUUUUUUAAAAUGGUGCAUCAAAGGUUGCCAGUAUUUGAUGCAGGAAGAGGUGGAAAAAGAUUUAUGCUGACAUUAGUUGCUGGUGUUAUUUUUGGUUUUUUAUCAGCAUGUUUACUUAUAACUGCAACUAAAGAUGCACCUGGUAUGUUAAAUUGGAUGUCAAGAAGUUCAAGUUUUUAUAAUGAUCCACAUCAUCAUGGUGAUGUUGACAAUGAGAUUGCACCAGAAACUGAAAUAAAAUUUCAUGGUGUUGAUGAAAAUGAACACAUAGGUGAGGAUGCUAUAGCUUCAGAGCUAUCAAAAAAAGUACGUGUACUUUGUUGGAUUAUGACUGGACCAGCAAAUCAUCAAACAAAAGCAAGACACGUCAAAGCAACCUGGGGAAAACGUUGUAAUAUAUUAUUAUUCAUGAGUUCUGCUGAGGAUAAAACUUUACCAACAGUUGUAUUACCUGUCAAUGAAGGUAGAGAUAAUUUAUGGGCUAAAACAAAAGAAGCAUUUAAAUAUUCAUAUGAAAAAUAUAAAGAUGAAGUAGACUGGUUUGUCAAAGCUGAUGAUGAUACAUAUUUAAUUGUUGAAAAUUUGAGAUACAUGCUUUCAUCAUAUGAUCCAAAAUCACCACUUUAUUUUGGCUGUCGUUUUAAGCCAUAUGUUAAACAAGGAUAUAUGAGUGGUGGUGCUGGUUAUGUACUUAGUAAUGAAGCAGUACGUAAAUUUGUAAAUGAAGGUUUAAAUGAUAGUAAAAAAUGUCGUAGUGAUAAUGGUGGUGCUGAAGAUGUUGAAAUGGGUAAAUGUUUAGAAAACAUUAAUGUUAAAGCAAUGGAUUCACGUGAUCAAUUUGGUAGAGGUAGAUUUUUUCCAUUUACACCUGAAAGUCAUUUAAUACCAAAUCGUGUUGCCAAAGAUUUAUGGUAUUGGAAUUAUAUUUUUUAUGAAACAAAACAUGGUCUUAAUUGUUGUUCAGAUAGUGCAAUAUCAUUUCAUUAUGUAUCACCAAAUAUGAUGUAUGUACUUGAAUAUUUAAUUUAUCAUUUACGCCCUUAUGGUAUUAAUCACAGUGUUGAAAAAUUAACAGUUAAUCCAAGUGCCAUAACUGAACAGAUCUAGUCUUGUUUUAUUUCAUCAACUAAAAACAAAAACAAAAAACAAUUUUUUUAUAAAAACUAAAAAUUAAAAAUUUUCAAAAUUAUGUUAUACAAAAUAAAAAUAUAAAUUAACAAAAUUUAAUAUAUUUAAAAAAAUAAAAAAAGACAUAAAAUUAAGUUGAUUAAAAAUUAUAUAAAUUAUUAAUAAUAAAAAUAUAAAUAAUAUUAAAAAAUACUUGCCAUAUUGUUAUUAUCAAUAAAAAAAAAAAAACUAGUCAGCUGAAAACCAAUCAAUUCAAAUCGCUAAAACAAAUUACAAAAAUUAAUGAUACAAAAAAAAACAUCUUACAUCAUCUUUUUUAUAUAUACAUCGCUGAAUAAAAUGUAGGAAAUAUUUAAUUACAUUAAACCACAUACAAAAUAUUAAUAAAUAGAAAAAAAAAACAUUUAUAAAAUAAUAAUGAAAUCAAAUAAUGUCAUGAUUUUUUUAAAUAUUUUUUUUUUCUUUUUUAAUUAUUUUUUAAUUGAGUAUGAAUAAUAUAUACACAUAAAACUGUAUUUCCAUAAUUUUAAUAAUAAUAGUAAUAAUAAUAAUAAUAAUCCCAAUAAUGUCAUUCUACCCAGAUUGAGUGAGGAUUUUAUUCUUGAUUUUUGUUUCUAUGAGUAAAUAAAUAUUUGAAAAAAAAAAAAAAAACAAAAAAAAAUUCUAUCAAC
Messenger RNA from Aphidius gifuensis, 2577 nucleotides. RefSeq names its product glycoprotein-N-acetylgalactosamine 3-beta-galactosyltransferase 1 (gene C1GalTA). The record is from RefSeq and is a predicted model, not a curated record. NCBI's taxonomy places the organism in Eukaryota, Metazoa, Arthropoda, Insecta, Hymenoptera, Braconidae. Bases 788 to 1885 code for a protein of 365 amino acids. Gene Ontology annotation, cellular component: membrane. Gene Ontology annotation, molecular function: N-acetylgalactosaminide beta-1,3-galactosyltransferase activity. The transcript is spliced from 6 exons.